Molecule: messenger RNA, 5064 nt
Organism: Acanthopagrus latus (yellowfin seabream)
Lineage: Eukaryota; Metazoa; Chordata; Actinopteri; Spariformes; Sparidae
Product: nuclear factor of activated T-cells, cytoplasmic 1-like
Exons: 10
Coding region: 404-3142 (912 amino acids)
Biological process (GO): regulation of transcription by RNA polymerase II; cytokine production; calcineurin-NFAT signaling cascade
Cellular component (GO): transcription regulator complex
Molecular function (GO): transcription factor binding; RNA polymerase II cis-regulatory region sequence-specific DNA binding; DNA-binding transcription factor activity, RNA polymerase II-specific
Source: RefSeq, a predicted model, not a curated record
GGUUGCAGGAGCCGGCCGCGUCAUCCCUGGAUGGGCGGCGCACUGACGGGAGGACGGAGGGUGUUUUCCAGCUUUAAAAGCACCGGAGCCGGCCCCUCUGACAAACCGCGCUGCGUCAUCGACCUGGGGACACUCUUGAAAAAGCUUCAUUGGGCUGAAAGAGCUCAAACUCACCUCAGCCACGGUGCCCCUCAGCAGCCUUACCUGCGCCGGUCUCCAGAUCCUCCAGCACACGAUUUGACCGGGUCCGUCUGGUGCGCACGGUCCACUUACGCGUAAACUCGCUUCGCCUCAACUCCGCUAUGAAUUAUGCUUUCAUCUGAUGCUGUGUGAAGUAAUCUAGCGCUUGAAAUAUUGCCAUCGGCGUUGCUCGUUCCAGAGAAAGUUGCGCAUCGCUUGUUGAAUGCAGGAUUCCUUCUGCCUGAGUGUCAAUUCCAAGUUCAGCUUUGGAGCCGGUAAGGAGCGGGGAAUCCACUUUCUCGCCGAUAUGAAGUCUGCAGAAGAAGAUGCAUACAGCUACACACCAAAUGUCAGCUUGUCCCUUCCACUGGGCAUGGGCAACCCCUGUCUGGCCACCCAGUACCACACCCUUCAGUCAAGCCCAGUCAUCUCAGUUUCUUCCUGCCAUCAGACAAGCUACAGCCUCCAGAAUGAUAACCAUGUAGCAUCAGGCUAUUACCUGCCCCAUGGCCUGAGACCCAAUGGGGCCCCAGCAUUGGAAAGCCCCCGUAUUGAGAUCACUGCCUACAGCCAGUACCCCGAGGAUGAGGUAGAAGAGAGCAGCAGUGAGGACCACAUCAUCAAACGUGGCGUCAACUCCAUCGUGACGCUGACACUGCCCAAUGCAGAUGGCUACCGUGAUCCCACCUGCCUCAGCCCUGCGAGUAGCAUCUCCUCACGUAGCUGUAAUUCUGAGGCAUCCUCAUACGAGUCCAGCUUCUACAACUACGACAACUCCCCGCAGAACUCCCCAUGGCAGUCUCCCUGUGUUUCUCCGAAAGGCACACCCUUACUCUUGUCCUGCCCACAUGCCAGCGGCCCCGCAACUUCCCCACAGCAUUCACCUUCCACCUCCCCUCAGAUUGGAGCUGUGGCCGAGGAAGGCUGGCCAGCACAACCUCGAGGCUCCAGGCCGAACUCCCCUUCCUGCAGCGGAGGCAACAGCGGUGGCAUGGGAAAGAGAAAGUACAGCUUCAAUGGCACCCCUUACCCCCGCCAGACAUCCUGCUCGCCCAUCCAGUCGCCCACUCCAUCCCCACAUGGCUCCCCCAGGGUGAGCGUCACAGAUGAGAACUGGCUCGCCAACACCAACCAGUACACCAACUCUGCCAUUGUGGCCGCCAUCAAUGCUCUAACCACGGAUGGAGUGGUAGACAUGGGAGAGGGAAUCCCGAUCAAGACGCGGAAGACCAUGCUCGACCACUCAUCCUCGAUGAGCUUAAAGUUGGAGCCUGGUGGCGAAGUGCUAGGCCCAGAUGGGGAGCUCUGCCAUGAGGACUACCCCUCCCGCCUGGCCCUCAAGAAGGAGAACUACUGUGGAGGGUUCCUUGAUGUGCCCCAGCAUCCAUACUCCUGGUCUAAACCAAAGCCAUACCUCAGCCCUUCACUGCCAGCUCUGGACUGGCAGCUUCCAUCCUGCUCCGGCCCGUACAACCUACAGAUCGAGGUGCAGCCAAAGUCGCACCACAGGGCCCACUAUGAGACCGAAGGCAGCCGAGGGGCGGUGAAGGCGCUGAACGGUGGCCACCCUGUAGUGCAGCUUUAUGGCUACAUGGAGAGCGAGCCGCUCACCCUGCAGCUGUUCAUAGGGACCGCAGACGACCGCCUCCUGCGACCACAUGCCUUCUACCAGGUCCACCGCAUCACCGGCAAGACCGUCUCCACCGCCAGCCACGAAGUCAUGCAAUCCAACACCAAAAUCCUGGAGAUCCCUCUGCUGCCUGAAAACAACAUGAGAGCCAUAAUUGACUGUGCAGGGAUCCUGAAGCUGCGCAAUUCGGACAUCGAGCUUCGCAAAGGGGAAACGGACAUCGGCCGUAAAAACACGCGUGUAAGGCUGGUGUUUCGAGUGCACAUCAACCAGCCCAACGGCAGGACAUUGUCCCUGCAGACUACUUCCAACCCCAUUGAAUGCUCCCAGCGCUCAGCUCAGGAGCUUCCAUUGGUGGAGAAGCAGAGUGUGGAUAGUUACCCCGCCACCGGCGGCAAAAUGAUGCUUCUGACUGGCCUCAACUUCCUCCCUGACUCCAAGGUGGUGUUUGUGGAGAAGGCGCAGGAUGGGCAUCAUCUGUGGGAGACAGAAGCCAAAGUUGACAAGAACUCCGUCAAAAAUAGUUCUCUUGUUGUGGAGAUACCGCCCUACAGGAACCAGAGAAUAUCCAGCCCGGUGCCGGUCAACUUCUACGUCUGCAACGGCAAGAGGAAGAGGAGCCAGUGCCAGCGCUUCACCUACCUGCCGCCCAAUGUGCCGAUAAUAAAGACAGAACCCAGUGAUGAAUAUGAUUCUCUGGGGACUGCGAGACUGCCCAUGCAUUCAAAGCCCUAUUACAGCCGGCUGACUCCCAUCAUGCCUGUAGCCGAUCCUGAUGCCUGCCUGGUUGGUGGCUACCCUCCCUGCCCGCCUCGCCACGCCGCCAUGCCGUCAGCGUCCCCCAGCUCCAGCCCCACCCUGCAUGACCUGUCCCCCGUCGCAUACAGCAAGUGCCUCCCCAACAGCCCCACUCAUGCAGCACCACCAGGCCCCGCGGUGCCCCACAUCCAGGACCUCACCCAUCCAUCAUCGCCAGAUCACAGCUCUUCCCUUGGGAUGCUGCAUUCCCAGGGGAGCCCCAUCCACCUCAACAGUCCAGGCCCCCAUGGGUACCACCCUAUCUAUGCCAACAGCAGCCCCUCAUCCUCCCCGGUAUCCCACCCGUCCACUCCCGGUGGUACUGCGGAGAGCCCGUUGAUUCAGGCCUACAGCCCCAGUCAGGCUCAGGCAGCAGCCAGCUCACCCAGCAUGUUGCCUGAGGACAGCAGCCCCCCGUCGAUGGCCGUCACCGUCAAACAGGAGCCCCAGGAACUGGACCAGAUGUACCUAGAUGAUGUUAACGAGAUCAUCAGGAAUGACCUCUCCAGCAUUUCUGUGCACACUCACGCAUAGACGACCAGAAGCCUCCUGCAGCAGUGCACACACACACACACACACACACACACACACACACACACACACACACACACACACACACACUCAAACAGCAGCAGCAGCAUCGACAAAAAAAAAAAAGAAAAAAGAAAAGAGGACAAAUUAAAUACCACCGAGAGAUCCAGACGAUGAAGAAUAAAGUUUUGACCGGGAUCUCCCACCUGACCAUCAGCUCCUCGUCACCGCAGAGACCGGCUGCAGACUCUCACAUUGACAAUCACUGGCGAGCUCCAUUUGAAUAAACAGAUGAAUGUUUCUUAUUUACAAAAAAAGGGAAGUGAAAUCAGGGGCAAAGUAAAUGACUACACUUGCCUUAAAAUUCACACCAGAUGUUCUUUAGUGGACCAAACAGCUCAAUGAGACUGAUCUGUCGUCGACAAUCUCCAUUUUUUUCGAGUGUGAUCUAUAUGUUAAUGCAUGGACGAGCUAACGGGACAGUUAGCAGGUGUCGCGCUUCAACACUUUGGUUCAUUUGUUCGUGCCGUCAGUCCGCAAAACAACCGAAUCGGUGCCUUACAGCAGUGAUACUGACAGCAAACAGCAGCAGCAGCAGUCACACGAAUGCAAACUGUUGGUUGCGACCCAAAGUGGAAGUUUUUAUAUGAGCUUUUUGUAUCAUUUCAACGAUUUGUUUACAGGGAAACAGAAUAAAAAGGCUGGAAAAAAUAUGUAGGGAAUAUGUGAAUAGAUUAGAAUUGUAUUUUCUUCCUGCUUCCUCAUUAUUAUCUCAUCGUUCAUUUAUACUGAAUGUUAUUGUAUGAUAUUCUUUUGUAUAAACACGUAUUUGAAAAUGUACUUACACUUAUGUAUGCCUUAUGCUUAUAUCAUGCAGUUUUGCUAUUUAGCUUUCUUUUCCAUUUGUCCCCCCCAAUAUGAUUUGUACCAUUUCUACUACCCUUGCAUUAUGCUUUUCACCUUGGUGCCUAUUUUUUUUUUUUUUUUUUAUCAUCCUGUCCCCUGGUCUUCCAGUCCUUCCAACCAACCCGUGACAUAAUGAUGCACAGACAAUCAGAGAAAUAUAUAGAACAUAUCCUAUGACAACAGUUCCUGGUCGCGGGGGCUUAUAAAGGCAGGUAUCAGAGAUUUCUUCUCCCCCAGCUAUAAGAUGUAGUUGAACAACGGUAUGCUUACCUGCUGAAUUUAAUUGAGAAAUACUCGUGGACAAUGAUAUACUUGUCUGUUACUUCUUGCACUGCAGGUUUGCUUGUAAAUAGGCACAGGGAUAAUCUUAAGUAUGCCACAGGCUCAGUUGUACUCGUCAUCUGGGUGAUUCCACUGAGGAGUUGGCAGGACUGUUACUUACUGUUGGCAAUAAUUGAUCUGAGUAAACCAAAGGAUUUUAUCUUUGGUGAAAUUAUUGUCCGAGUUUCCUUUUUUUUUUUUUCCUGACGGAGACUUUAGCGUAGAGCCGCUCCCCGUACAAAAGAAACAUUAUGCACUUUACCGUAGAAACAGAGCAGAUUUUUCUUGCUUCCAGACCAAAUAUUGUAGAUUGACUUCCACUGUUGUGUCAUAAACUUACCCACGCCGACUCUUCUUGCACACAGCUGCAGUCUUUCCCAUGUUACCUGUCUUUCGGAGCAUGCACAUCGUAAUAAUGUUGGGGAUCAUUUAGCUGACAGUAGCUUACAAUAUAGCUUCCUAAUAGAUUUUUCAACAUAUAGUAUAAUAGCAUGAAUAAAGUGUAUAUGGAUAAGGUUUCUAUUUUGUGCCUUACGCUCUUUCUUGGCUACAUGAUGGUUGCAACUCUAUAAUGCUUUUCUGUGUAGGCACAAUGGUGAAACAUAUUUCUCUUUAAUAUGAAAUAUUUAUGAAAAAUGAAAUGUGUUUUAAAUGCAUUUAAUGUGUUCUCAACAAUGAAUUAAUAAAUUGCAUAAUGG